AUGCACAAUGCAAUCGCAAAGUCACUUAAUCUCCCUUGGACAUUCUACGCCACGGAAUGUGCGACAAUCGACGAUCUCCUCACAUUGGCCCGGAAGGAGUCGACAGCCGGCUUGGUGGUCACAAUGCCAUACAAAAACACAAUCAUGUCCCGCCUUGAUGCACUCGACGACCUGGCCGAGACCAUCGGCGCUUGUAACAACGUCUAUCGAGAUGCCUCAAAUCCUCAAAAGCUUCGUGGUACAAACACCGACUGGCUCGGGGUCAAAGGUUGCCUGCUCGAAAAGGGAGACCAACCGGGCCCAGUCCUGAACAAACCGGCUUUGAUCAUCGGCGCAGGUGGGGCAAGCCGAGCGGCUGUCUUCGCACUGCACACAUACUUCAAGGCUUCCGUCAUCUACGUUCUGAAUCGGGAUGAUGGGGAGGUUGCCGAUCUCAUAUGCGACUCGCAACGUUUAUCGCCUUCGCCAAGGAUCAUCCACGUCAAAGAAGGGGAGUCAAAGGAUCUUGAGACCUCCUAUUAUGUCGUUGGCACGGUCCCGGACUUUGAGCCCAAGUCUCAAGAAGAACUAGCUGUUCGCGCAUCCUUGGAAGAUUUCUUGUCGAGAACGGAGAAGGGCGUCUUACUGGACAUGUGCUUCAAACCUAGGCGGACGCGAACAAUCAAGUUGGCAGAAGGUCUUGGGUGGCCUUGUGUGGAGGGAACGCAUGUUAUCGGCUAUCAGAUCGAGGAGCAGUGGAAACUGUGGGCCGGAGAGGAGAGAGUGAAAGGUUUGGAUAAGGAGGGCGCUUGGAAGGUAUUGUUGGACGCUGCCGAUAAAAGUUCAGGUAUCAACUUUUGA
Messenger RNA from Colletotrichum karsti, 840 nucleotides. RefSeq lists its product as uncharacterized. The record is from RefSeq and is a predicted model, not a curated record. Gene Ontology annotation, molecular function: shikimate 3-dehydrogenase (NADP+) activity. The transcript has a single exon. Gene Ontology annotation, biological process: chorismate biosynthetic process; shikimate metabolic process. Lineage: Eukaryota; Fungi; Ascomycota; Sordariomycetes; Glomerellales; Glomerellaceae. Bases 1 to 840 code for a protein of 279 amino acids.